This is a messenger RNA of Trichoplax adhaerens, 2640 nucleotides long. RefSeq lists its product as uncharacterized. Gene Ontology annotation, biological process: carbohydrate metabolic process; glycoprotein catabolic process. The transcript has 10 exons. Bases 1 to 2640 code for a protein of 879 amino acids. The record is from RefSeq and is a predicted model, not a curated record. Gene Ontology annotation, molecular function: beta-mannosidase activity. NCBI's taxonomy places the organism in Eukaryota, Metazoa, Placozoa, Uniplacotomia, Trichoplacea, Trichoplacidae.
AUGCGUGCAGAUUGUAAGAGGACUCCAACGGGAACAUCAGUGAUAGAUUUACAUGGAACAUGGCAAUUCAAAAACUCAAACGGCAGCAUAAAAGGCCAUGGAACGGUACCUGGUUGUAUCCAUACCGAUUUAAUAGCAACCAAGAAAAUUGAUAAUCCAUAUUAUGGCUACAAUGAUGUCAACUAUCGUUGGAUUGCCUUCGAUAAUUGGACUUAUGUAAGAGAAUUCACUGUCUCCAAAGGAUUUAUCCAAUCCAAAAAUAUCGAAUUGGUCUGUUAUGGGUUAGACACGGUUGCUUCUGUUGCUAUCAAUAAUAAGGUGGUUGGUACAACUACCAACAUGUUUUAUAGAUAUGUGUUCGACGUCAAGCAUGCUCUUCGCACUGGUAAAAAUACAAUUGCUAUAAAGUUCACUUCUGCUGUAACAUACGCUGCUAGUCAAAGUAUGGCUUACAAAGACGAUAUUCCUCCUGAUUGCCCUCCCGCAAUUCAACAUGGCGAAUGCCAUCGCAACUUUAUUCGAAAAGAACCCUGUUCUUUCAGUUGGGAUUGGGGUCCCGCUUUUAUAACACAAGGAAUAUGGCGCGACAUUCAAUUGCAAGGCUAUAAUUCCCCGAUUAUCAGAGAUGUUAAAAUUUCUCCGCUAUACAAUAAAGGGAAAAAGGAAUGGACUUUAAAUACAACUGUUGUAUUUUAUAGCAGUUCUAAUUUUAAGGGUACUGGCAAACUGACAAUUUCUAUCAAACCUAAACUCAAAAUUGCUCAACAAACGUGGACAGUAUCUUUAUCUAAAUAUCCUUAUGUCCUCAAUGUUGUUACAAAAAUCAAUGGAAAUGUAAAUAGAUGGUGGCCAAUUGGUUAUGGAAAUCAAUCUAUGUAUACCUUGAAGGCUCAAUUUCAAAUAGAUGGUCAUGCACAACCUACUACCUCCAUUACUAGGCGUUUUGGUUUUCGGACAACCAAACUACUACAGCCAAAGUUAAAGAAAGGAUAUGGUUUCUUCUUUGAAAUUAACGAUGUGCCUAUCUUUUUAAAGGGAGCUAAUUGGAUACCCGCUGAUUCUUUUGAAAGUCGUGUUACUCCUACUGUUAUCAGAAAUUUAUUACAGUCUGCAAUCGAUGCAAACAUGAAUGUAGUUCGUAAUUGGGGAGGAGGGAUCUACCAACAUGAAGCUUUUUAUGAUAUUGCUGACGAGCUUGGAUUACUAGUCUGGGAAGAGCUGAAGUACGCUUGUUCAAUGUAUCCUGUGGAUAGUAAAUUCUUAAAUUCGAUUAAGAAUGAAAUAACUUAUCAGGUUAGAAGAUUACAUCAUCAUCCGUCCAUCUUUGUUUGGGGAGGCAACAAUGAAAACGAAGUAGCUAUAGCUCAAAAUUGGUAUGGAACCGAUAAAAAUCCCUCGCUUUACAAGAAGAAUUACGUAGAAUUGUAUAUAAAAACAAUACGUCCUAUAGUACUCAGUGAAGAUCUAUCCAGGCCAUUCCUAUCUUCGUCUCCUUCAAAUGGUGUACAAAGUGAAAAAGAUGAUUGGUUAGCUACUAAUCCCCAAGAUCCAUACUAUGGUGACGUGCAUUAUUACAAUUAUAGCUCAGACAUUUGGAAAACGUCUUCAUACCCAACGCCUCGCUUUGCAUCCGAAUAUGGAUUUCAAUCGUAUCCUUCAUUUGAGGCAUUGUCACAGGUUUCCGAGCCUUCCGAUUGGAAAUUUAACAGUUCAUUUAUGGAGCAUCGUCAGCACCAUCCUCAAGGGACAGCUCAAUUGCUUCAACAAAUGAAUUUGCAUUUUACUCUUCCGAGUUCUAACACUAGCAAGAAAAGCUUUGAGGAUUAUAUCUUUCUUACUCAGAUAGUUCAGGCUGUCGGCUACACUGUCGAAACCGAACAUUACAGAAGAAGAAGGAGUUUACUCGAUUCUAGCAAUAAAGGGAUGACUAUGGGUGCUCUUUACUGGCAGUUAAAUAGUAUAUGGCCAGCACCAUCUUGGUCUUCCUUAGAAUAUGGUGGGCGUUGGAAAAUGUUGCAAUAUUAUGCAGCGAAAUUUUUUGCCCCUGUAACGUUGUCUAUUUAUGAAGAUCAGGAUAUUAUCCACGUUUUUGGAAUGAAUGAUUAUCAGUCCUCUUUCCAUGGUUUGGGUUUAAUGACACUAAGAACUUGGUCGUCAAUGAAGCCAUUACAUGCUUGGAAUUUAACCGUUAAUCUCAAACCUUUGUCGUCAGUAAGCUUAGAUAUUAAUCUACACAUUAUUUCUCCAGUAGAAUUACUAGGAGACUGUGGCGAUUGUUCAAAUCGUUUAAAAUGUGUAAUUACGCUGCAAUUAUACGAUAAUCAUCAUAGACCUGUUGGUGCUGCCAGUUCGCUGUAUUUGUCUGCUUUUAAGCAUCCUGAAUUACUAAAAAAUCCAAAAUUAAAAGUAACUGUAAAAUCCAAAAGUGCUAGUAGUACUUAUAAAAUUAUGAUAAAAAGUUCAGCUAUUGCUCCAUUUACUUGGCUUAGUUCGGGCUCUAUCAGAGGUCGCUUUUCGGAUAAUGGAUACUUGACUAGUGAUGCAACUACUUUCAUUGAAUUUUAUGCAUGGCAGAAUAUUACUAUGAAAAUGCUGCAGAAAAAUUUAAAAGUGAUGUCAUUAUAUGAUGCAUACAAUUAA